Molecule: messenger RNA, 3542 nt
Organism: Marmota flaviventris (yellow-bellied marmot)
Lineage: Eukaryota; Metazoa; Chordata; Mammalia; Rodentia; Sciuridae
Gene: Ahi1
Product: Abelson helper integration site 1
Biological process (GO): motile cilium assembly
Cellular component (GO): ciliary basal body
Molecular function (GO): protein binding
Source: RefSeq, a predicted model, not a curated record
AAGACCACACAAGAAAUGGAACCAGAAACUUCUGAGAAGGUAGAUUUUGCACAUCAGAAAAUGAGAACAAAGUCAUUGUCCAGUGUUGAUCAUCAAAAAAGUGAUAAGACAAAGGAAGGAAAAGAAAAUAAUAAUUUAGAAGGAGAAGAAGAACUCAUGCAAGCAUACCAGCUCCAGGUAGCUGAAGAAAUGGCAAAGGAAAUUAAGAAGAAAAUAAGGAAGAAACUGAAAGAACAGUUAACUUACUUUCCCUCAGAUACUUUAUUGCAUGAUGACAAAUUGAGCAGUGAAAAAAAGAAAAAGAAGAAAAAGAGAGUUCCAGCCAUGUCUAAAGCUGAAACAAGCACAUUGAACAUCUCUGAUGACACAGUUGAAGAUGAACAAAAGAAGUACUCGCCAGUUGGAAACAUUACUUCAGAUUCUCAUCAAGAUGAUGAAAUAAGCUCAGUGGAACAAAAUGCAGAUGAUAAUAUGCCAGAUAACACAAAAUCCAAACCAAAAAAGACAAAAAAGAAGACUAAAGCAGUUUCAGAUGAUAAUGAAGACAUUGAUGGUGAUGGUGUUCAUGAAAUAACAAGCCGUGAUAGUCCAGUUUAUCCCAAAUGCUUGCUUGAUGAUGACCUUGUCUUGGGAGUUUACAUUCACCGAACUGAUCGACUUAAAUCAGAUUUUAUGAUUUCUCACCCAAUGGUAAAAAUUCAUGUGGUUGACGAGAACACUGGUCAAUAUGUCAAGAAAGACGAUAGUGAACGACCCGUGUCAUCUUACUAUGAAAAAGAGAAUGUGGAUUAUAUUCUUCCUAUUAUGACUCAGCCUUAUGAUUUUAAACAGUUAAAAUCAAGACUUCCAGAAUGGGAAGAACAAAUUAUAUUUAAUGAAAAUUUUCCCUCUUUGCUUCGAGAGUUUGAUGAGAGUCCUAAAGUCAUCUUGUUCUUUGAGAUUGUUGAUUUUUUAAGCAUGGAUGAAAUUAAGAAUAACUCUGAGGUUCAAAACCAAGAAUGUGGCUUUCGGAAAAUUGCCUGGGCAUUUCUUAAGCUACUGGGAGCCAAUGGAAAUGCAAAUAUCAAUUCAAAACUUCGCUUGCAACUGUACUACCCACCUACUAAACCUCGAUCCCAAUUAAAUGUUGUUGAGGUUUUUGAAUGGUGGUCCAAAUGUCCAAGAAAUCGUUAUCCUUCAACAUUGUAUGUAACUGUUCGAGGAUUGAAAGUUCCAGACUGUAUAAAACCAUCUUACCGCUCUAUGAUGGCACUUCAGGAGGAAAAAGGUAAACCAGUGUAUUGUGAACGCCACCGUGAAUCAAGUUCAGUCGACACAGAACCUGGAUUAGAAGAUUCAAAGGAAGUAGUAAAAUGGAAACGACUUCCUGGGCAGGCUUGCCGUAUCCCAAACAAGCACCUCUUCUCACUGAAUGCAGGAGAGCGAGGAUGUUUUUGUCUUGAUUUCUCCCACAAUGGAAGAAUAUUAGCAGCAGCCUGUGCCAGCCGGGAUGGAUAUCCAAUUAUAUUAUAUGAAAUUCCUUCUGGACGUUUCAUGAGAGAAUUGUGUGGCCACCUCAAUAUCAUUUAUGACCUUUGCUGGUCAACAGAUGAUCGAUAUAUUCUUACUUCAUCAUCUGAUGGCACUGCCAGGAUAUGGAAAAAUGAAAUAAACAAUACAAAUACUUUCAGAGUUUUACCUCAUCCUUCUUUUGUUUACACGGCUAAAUUUCAUCCAGCUGUAAGAGAGCUGGUGGUGACAGGUUGCUAUGAUUCUAUGAUACGGAUAUGGAAAGUUGAUAUGAGAGAAGAUUCUGCCAUAUUGGUUAGACAAUUUGAUGCUCACAAGAGUUUUAUCAACUCUCUCUGUUUUGAUGCUGAAGGCCAUCACAUGUAUUCAGGAGACUGCACAGGGGUGAUUGUUGUUUGGAAUACUUACGUCAAAGUUAAUGAUUUGCAACAUUCAGUGCGCCACUGGACUAUAGAUAAGGAAAUUAAGGAAACUGAAUUUAAGGGGAUUCCAAUAAGUUAUUUGGAGGUUCAUCCCAAUGGAAAACGUUUAUUAAUUCAUACCAAAGACAGCACUUUGAGAAUUAUGGAUCUCCGAAUAUUAGCAGCAAGGAAAUUUGUCGGUGCAGCAAAUUACCGGGAAAAGCUUCACAGUACUUUAACACCAUGUGGGACUUUUCUCUUUGCUGGAAGUGAAGAUGGCAUAGUAUAUGUUUGGAACCCUGAAACAGGAGAACAAGUAGCAAUGUAUUCUGAUCUGCCAUUCAAGUCACCUAUUCGAGACAUUUCUUACCAUCCAUUUGAAAAUAUGGUUGCAUUUUGUGCAUUUGGGCAGAAUGAGCCCCUUCUUCUUUACAUUUACGAUUUCCAUGUAGCGCAGCAGGAGGCUGAAAUGUUCAAACGCUACAAUGGAACAUUUCCAUUACCUGGAAUACACCAAAGCCAAGAUGCUUUAUGUACCUGUCCUAAACUGCCUCAUCAAGGCUCUUUUCAAAUUGAUGAAUUUGUCCACACUGAAAAUUCUUCAACAAAGAUGCAGAUAGUGAAGCAGAGACUUGAAACUGUCACAGAGGUGAUACGAUCCUGUGCUGCAAAAGUCAACAAAAAUCUCUCAUUUACUUCACCACCACCAGCCUCCUCACAACAGUCUAAGUUAAAACAGUCAAACAUGCUGUCCGCUCAUGAGAUUCUACAUCAGUUUGGUUUCACUCAAACCGGGAUUAUCAGCAUAGAAAGAAGGCCUUGUAACCAUCAAGUAGAUUCACCUCCAACGGUAGUGGCUCUUUAUGACUAUACAGCGAGCCGAUCAGAUGAACUAACCAUCCAUCGCGGAGACAUUAUCCGAGUGUUUUUCAAAGAUAAUGAAGACUGGUGGUAUGGCAGCGUAGGAAAGGGACAGGAAGGUUAUUUUCCAGCUAAUCAUGUGGCUAGUGAAACACUAUAUCAAGAACUGCCUCCAGAGAUAAAGGAGCGCUCCCCUCCUUUAACCCCCAAGGAAAAAACCAAAACAGAAAAGCUUUCAGCUCCUCAAAAGCAGUCAGUCAGUAAGGACAAGUCCCAGGAUUUCAGACUUGGCUCACAAUCAGUGACACAUUCUGAAAUGGGCAAAGAACAAAGCCGUGAGGACCGAGGACACAAAACAGACUUGCAGGUGAAGAAGAAUGAGCAAACAAGCCGAAAAGUCACCCUAAUAGAGUAAAGAGAUGAAGAAGAAUGAAGACACAACUAAAUACACAGAAAUGAAAUGACAAAUUAAAUCAAGUGGAAUUCUUCUUUAGAGAUCAGAUUUUCAGAUAAAAGGGAAGAAAGGAAGAAUACACUACUUCUUAUCCUUAUGAAAAAUCAGAAGAGAGGUGGGUGGAGAAAUCAAUGUGGUCUUUGAGCUUAAUUGUUACAAACUAUUGUUGUAAUUGUUGUUGGUCAAAGUAUUAGUACUUGUAUUAUCAGUAACUACAUCAAAAUUGCAUUACCACUGUUGGAAAACCAAUAAAGAAAAAAAUGUAAUUGCUAUGCAGCAAACGUGAAUAAAAAGUGUUUGCAUUGUUAGAAUAUCCA